Molecule: messenger RNA, 1215 nt
Organism: Nymphaea colorata (pocket water lily)
Lineage: Eukaryota; Viridiplantae; Streptophyta; Magnoliopsida; Nymphaeales; Nymphaeaceae
Product: HMG-Y-related protein A-like
Exons: 2
Coding region: 110-1015 (301 amino acids)
Biological process (GO): chromosome condensation; nucleosome assembly; negative regulation of DNA recombination
Cellular component (GO): nucleosome; nucleus; nucleolus
Molecular function (GO): double-stranded DNA binding; nucleosomal DNA binding
Source: RefSeq, a predicted model, not a curated record
CGCUUCUCGGUCCCUCUGUCUCGCUCUGUGUCUGUCUUUCUCCCUCACUCUCUCUCUCUCUCUCUCUCUCUCUCUCUCUUUGUUAUCUGUUUCCUACAAGGCCUCGUCAAUGGCGGACAAUGAGACGGAGCCGGAGAAGGUUCCCAGUAUGGACGGUCCAGACUCAUCUCGAAGCAACCCUUCGUAUCCUGAGAUGAUAAUGGCAGCUGUGAGAGCACUCGACGAGCCAAGCGGCUCGAGCAAGGCGGCGAUUUCAAAGUACAUGGCGAUGAACUACCCGAACGUUUCCUCGUCUAACUCGACUGUCCUGUUGCACCACCUCCGCCUGCUCAAGGAGGGCGGAUCUCUCGUCAUGGACAAGCACUGCUACAAGCUCCCGUCUGAGUCUCAGGGCUCCGAGCCUAACUCUGCCCCAGUGAAGCGAGGACGCGGGCGACCGCCUAAGCCCAAGAUCGGCGUUCCAACGACCGGCCUGCCCCGUCCGCGCGGCCGUCCGCCGAAGCCUAAGAUCGGAGUUCCGGCAGUGGGCCCCCCUCGGCCGCGGGGUCGCCCCCCGAAGCCGAAGGUCGGAGUUCCAGCGUCCGGCUCACCUCGCCCUCGAGGUCGUCCUCCGAAGCCUAAGAUUGGAGUUCCCGCCGCGGGCUCGCCUCGCCCUCGCGGUCGUCCGCCUAAGCCUAAGGUUGGAGUUCUCAGCCCAGUCGGCCCCCCUCGCUCACGAGGUCGGCCGCCGAAGAAGCCGAAGGUCGGAGUGGAAGCAACCGGCGCACCUCGGCCCCGAGGUCGGCCGCGGAAGCUCGGAGGCACCGCAUCGGUUCCUACUGGAGGCACUCCUCGUCCCCGUGGGAGACCCCCGAAGCCGAAGGACCCGACUAAGCCUUCCGUCUCUCCGUCGCCAAAGGGCUCGCGGCCCCGCGGCCGGCCGCCAAAGGCGAAACCGGCAGAAGUUCCAGCAGCAGUCGAAGUCCCUACUUCGCUUCCAGCUGCGAUCACGCCGGAGGUGCCGCUCGCUCAAUGAGCACCGCCGUCGGUCGGAAUUUCGUCUUUUCCUUUUUUUUUUUUCAUUUGCCAUUUUUCUUCAAUUUUUUUUCUUCCUUUUCUGUUGGUAAAUUGGUGGAGAACGAAAUGGGGAGUGAUGGCAUGUCUGUAAUUUACUUGUACACCGCAUCUUUAUCUGUCAUUUUACCGGAAACGACCCACGACGCUGUCCUUCCCAUA